Molecule: messenger RNA, 2667 nt
Organism: Serendipita indica DSM 11827
Lineage: Eukaryota; Fungi; Basidiomycota; Agaricomycetes; Sebacinales; Serendipitaceae
Source: the annotation of a GenBank genome assembly
AUGGAUCUCGAUGGGGUAGAACAACCCGCAAACUCGUUUCAACGCCGCCAGGAACUUGGUCAGCGCCAACGCGCGCUCAAAGCUGAGAUCCAAUCGGUGGAGAGUAACAUAACAAAAUUGCAAGAGCUCAAAAGAACGCUCGGAACCGAGUUACAAAAGGUCGAAGACGAGCUAGAUGAUCUUGCCCAGCGAAGACUCACAGGCGCGACGACGGCAGACUUACAUGGCUUUUCGCGAGAAAAUGAAAGCUCGAAUAUGAAUGCGCGUAAUAGUCUGAGCGGACGCGCGGAUCAGCGUGGUAUCGAUUACUUCUCCAGUUUUGACUGGAGUGGGGAGCUCAAGAAGCGAAUGAAACGUGUCUUUGGGUUUGAUAGCUUUCGUUUGUGUCAAGAAGGAAUUUGUAACGCAUCUAUGGACAACAGAGACGUUAUAGCCGUGAUGCCUACCGGAGGCGGAAAAAGCUUGACAUAUCAACUACCAGCACUCCUCUGCCCAGGAACGACAUUGGUCAUUUCUCCUUUGAUCUCUCUUAUCACGGACCAGAUACUGCACUUGCAUGAAGCCGGAAUCGAGGCUUGUAUGUUGACCGGGUCUGCCUCCAAAGAAGAACAAAGGAGUACUCUUCAGCGCAUGACACCGAAAGCUACCAAUGGUAGACGAAUAUCUGCCGUUGACGGCCAAGCCGACGGCGAGAUUAAGCUUGUUUACGUUACACCAGAGAAGAUCGCGAAGAGCAAGUCGUUUCUAUCCGUUCUUCAGAAGAUGGAGAAAGCCGGGACCCUGGCGCGAAUCGUCAUUGACGAAGCUCACUGUGUCUCACAACUCGGCCACGACUUUCGCCCGGACUAUCAAAAGCUUUCAAUUCUCCGGCAAUUAUUCCCCAACGUCCCAAUCCUCGCACUCAGUGCGACUUGUCCUCCCAACGUCCUAAAGGAUCUUCUCAAGGUACUGAAGAUGGAUGCUUGCGUUGACGGGAACAAUGCACCUGCUAAAGGAACCGUCUACUUCUCCAGUCCUUUGUAUCGUGAAAACCUUCAUUAUAAGGUCGUGCCAAAGCCAGCUUCCUCCGCCGCGGUGAUCGAGACUAUGUGCAAUUACAUCCUCGAAAACCACAAGGAUGAGACAGGAAUUGUUUAUUGUCUAAGCAAAAAGGACGCAGAAACCGUCGCAGCUGGCCUGGUCGAAACCUCGAACGGCAAAAUCAAAACUGGAGUCUAUCAUGCAGAUAUACCCGACGCUAGGAAGGAAGAACUACACCGACGUUGGAGGAAAGGCGAAGUUAAAGUCGUCUGUGCAACAAUUGCAUUUGGCCUUGGAAUCGACAAAGGAGAUGUGCGUUUCAUUCUUCAUCACUCAAUGUCCAAGUCGUUAGAUGGGUACUAUCAAGAGACCGGGAGGGCGGGUAGAGAUGGAAAAGACAGCGACUGCAUUCUUUAUACCAGAAACGCAGGCGAUUUCAGCAGAUUGUCGUCACUGGUUUGCGGAGAGAAGGAGGGACAAUCAAAGCUGCAUGACAUGCUGCGAUUUUCUCAAGACCUGACAGAAUGCCGAAAGAUCCAGUUCGCAAAAUACUUCUCCGCCUCAUCCUCACUUUCUGUGUCAGUCUGGAGCAAGGACGGGUCAGAAGACCUGACACGAUGUGGGCACUGCGAUAAUUGCGCUCGAAAACCAGACCAACUCGAUCACAACAAAGAUGUCACGCUCGAGACGUGGAAAAUACUAAAGGUGUCUGAGUUUAUCAAAGAAGAAGGUGGUCGGGCCACCCUCGGGAUCCUCGCUGAUUUAGUCAGGGGUGCAGCCGGAGGGUCAUUCGAAGCAAAUCCAUUGGGGGGCAAAGGAAGGGCCAAGGAGAAGAUUACCCUUGACCUGGACACGCUGUGUGGGGGAAAGAUUGAACUCCAUAAGGAGGAUGUUGAAAGCCUUCUCAUCAACCUUCUUCUAUUGGGAUACCUAGAAGAAGAGUACUACUCUACCGCCUACGCAAUCAAUGUCUAUCUCGUACCAGGACCGCAAGCACUCCGGCUCUCGCGUUUGAGUAUACAGGACUUACAGAGUAACACCGCCAUCAGUAUCAGAAUGACGUUUGAAAAGCGAGAGAAACGCAGGAAAAGCGCGGGAGGCGGCAAGGUCAAGCAGGCAAAGACGGCCGAGUUUGUUCCACCCACAAGGAACCGAACGACCUCUGCAUCGACGUCUAAGGGCAAAGGAAAGCCUAUCUCUGAUCUUCGAGUUGAUGAUGACGAUUCUGGAGAAUCAGAACCCAACAUGGCCAACUGGCGCGUGGGACGGCCAUUCCACGCUGCUGCACCCAUGCGGCCUCAGUACGGUACGAACAAUAAACAAAGUACCGAACCAGUGACGUCAAAAAGGAAACGUGUGGACAGCUCUGAUGAUGAGGGCAUGGAGCGUGGCUCGCUGGACAACUUCAUCCUGGACAAUGGCGAUGACCUCCAGUCUUACAUGGGGCCCGACACUAUUUCAAAGGGCUCUGCUCCAGUCAGUGACGUCGAGGAGGACGACGACGGGGAUUGGAAGAUUUCGUAUACACUUGCACCGAGCCGGACAACCUCGCGGCAAAAGGCACCGUCCAAACCAGCUAAGAAACGGUCCAAAGUCUCCUCGAGCGGUCACUCAGACAAUGUGAGUGUGAUAGAGUUGUCAGAUUGA